Molecule: messenger RNA, 1915 nt
Organism: Capsicum annuum
Lineage: Eukaryota; Viridiplantae; Streptophyta; Magnoliopsida; Solanales; Solanaceae
Product: actin-related protein 8
Exons: 12
Coding region: 209-1624 (471 amino acids)
Molecular function (GO): protein binding
Source: RefSeq, a predicted model, not a curated record
AAUUAACUUUAAUUUAUAUUUAUGAUCAAAUAUAAUAUUGAUUCUUUCAAAAGGUCUAAAUAAAAUAUUAUAUGUCAAGCCAAAUUUACGUGGCAAACAUAUUAUCCACGUGUUGAUUCAUCUUGAAAAUUCAGCUCCAUGAACAACCCCCACUGUAACUAUAAUAAAACUGUUUAUACCCUCUCUCCCAUUUUCACGACCAACAACCAUGUCCACUUUGUUACGUAAGGUAUGGGACUCACUAUCAACACGUUCCAUUUCUUCGAGCUCGAACUCAAUUUCAAGUGUCGAUCAGAUGACGAUGUAUGUACAAACAGCUUCAACGGGAGAAUUUGAUCGAAUACCUUUGGAUAUUUUCAUUCAAAUUUUGAAGAUUUUAGGGCCAAAAGAGUCUGCGAAGAUGAGCUUAGUGUGUAAAUCGUGGAAGUUCAUUGUUUGUGAUAAUCGACUAUGGAUUUAUUUUCUUCAGAAUCAAAAUGAGCCUUGGGAUUCUACUUUCUUUGCUGAAACUCAUUUGAGAUCUGGUCCUCUUCGGAUGCUUUCAAAUUCAGUAUCGGACUUAUCGUUCAUGAGUAUUUUUGGUCAACGCGCUCAAGUACCCGGUGCUAUUAUUAUUGAUGGUGGGUCGGGCUAUUGCAAAUUUGGUUGGAGUAAGUAUAGUGCUCCAUCAGGGAGAUCAGCGACAUUCUUUGAGUUUGGUAACAUUGAAUCUCCAAUGUAUUCUAGAUUGAGACAUUUCUUUUCAACAAUAUACACCAGGAUGCAGGUGAAAAGUUCAACACAGCCAAUUAUUGUGUCCAUUCCGAUUUGCCAUUAUGACGAUACCGAAUCUGAUAAAGCAGCUAGAGCACAGUUAAAAGACGCGAUCCAUUCUGCAUUAUUUGACAUGAAUGUUCCUGCUGUUUGUGCUGUCAACCAGGCCGUUUUAGCUUUAUUUGCUGCAAAGAAAGUUUCAGGAAUAGUAGUCAAUAUUGGAUUUCACCAGACAUCCAUUGUUCCAAUUCUUCAUGGUAAAGUCAUGCACCAAGUGGGUGUGGAAGUUGUGGGAAUUGGAGCAUUGAAGCUUACAGGAUUUCUUAAGGAGCAAAUGCAACAAAAGAAUACUUAUUUUGGGUCACUUUACACUGUGCGGGCAUUGAAAGAGAAUCUUUGUUAUGUUGCGCUCGAUUAUAAGGCUGAGCUAUCCAAAGACACCAAAUCAACGUUUCAAAUCGCUUCUGAAGGUUGCUUUACACUUUCAGAAGAGCGCUUCAAAACAGGAGAGAUUUUGUUCCAGCCGUGCAUUGCAGGAAUGCGUGCUAUGGGUUUGCAGAAUGCCGUGGCGCUGUGCAUAGAGCACUGCCACGAUGUUGAAUUAAUGGUUGAUGAUAGUUGGUACAAAACAAUAGUUUUAGCAGGAGGAAGUGCAUGUUUGCCUGGAUUAGCAGAAAGACUAGAGAAGGAAUUAUAUGAACUACUUCCCUCAUGCAUGAGCAAUGGAAUUAGAGUACUUCCUCCCCCUUAUGGCGUAGAUUCUGCUUGGUUUGGGGCUAAGUUGAUUGGCAAUUUAAGCUCCUUCCCCACUUCCUGGUGUGUUAUGAGAAAGCAAUUUCGUCAUAGUUCAAGACGCAAAUUUAUGUGGUGAUUAAUAUGGCAGCAGCAAAGCCAACACGACAAGUGUUAUUGCAAAAGAUCAACAAUUUUGAUGUGCCUCAUGGUUGAAGAUCAACUAUUGUAUUGUUGAUUAUAACAUUGUUAAAGAUAAAAAUAUGUCUUAUCUGUACAUCAUGUGGAAAGGCUGAUGUUAUGCCGUUCAGUUGUGUGGGACUGCUAAGCAUAUAACGUACAAAAUAUUAGAUUAUUGAUGUAGUUUCAAAUGGAGUGAAUAUAACUUAAGACAUAUAUACGAUAAUAAAGGAGCACCUUUUUCUGGUUA